UGCCUGUGGUAUGUGGAAGUGAAGUGUGGAUAGACAGCGCGGCGAGACAAGCGAACCUCUGCGGCCCGCAGGCUCCAGCGCUCAUCCACCUCUCAUGGCCACCGCCACCGCUUCCCGCCUCGCCGUCCUCGCGCCGCGGCCGUCGCGCCCCGCACCGGGGCGCCGGCGACAUGCUCCUGCUACCGGUCGUGGUCCUCCCCUCCCUCGCAGUCUCUACGCAGCGCCCCGCGGCCGCGUUCUCUGCCUCGCGGCCCCCGCGCCCGCUGCUGCCUCCACCACCGACGCCGGCCAGGACCGCCUCCAGAAGGUGCCCAUUUCGAAUAUCAGGAACUUCUGCAUCAUCGCGCACAUUGACCAUGGCAAGUCCACACUGGCGGAUAAGCUGCUGGAGCUUACUGGCACGGUGCAGAAGAGGGAGAUGAAGGAGCAGUUUCUGGAUAACAUGGACCUGGAGAGGGAGAGAGGGAUCACCAUAAAAUUGCAGGCAGCUCGGAUGCGCUACGUCAUGAAUAAUGAGCCUUACUGCCUGAAUUUAAUUGAUACACCAGGGCAUGUUGAUUUCUCGUACGAGGUUUCCCGCUCUCUAGCUGCCUGUGAGGGCGCACUUCUUGUUGUUGAUGCUUCUCAGGGUGUUGAAGCUCAGACGUUAGCGAAUGUGUACCUUGCAUUGGAAAACAACCUUGAAAUCAUACCGGUUCUAAAUAAAAUAGAUCUUCCUGGUGCUGAACCUGAUCGUGUCGCACAGGAAAUUGAAGAGAUAAUUGGAUUGGACUGUCGUGAUGCAAUUCGGUGUUCAGCAAAGGAAGGUAUAGGCAUCACUGAAAUAUUAGAUGCCCUUGUGACCAAAAUCCCCCCACCAAAAGAUACAUCAAAAGAUCCUCUCAGGGCUCUUAUAUUUGACAGCUAUUAUGAUCCAUACAGAGGUGUAAUUGUGUACUUCCGUGUUAUUGAUGGCAGUAUGAAGAAAGGGGACAAGAUAUGUUUUAUGGCCAAUGGAAAGGAAUAUGUUGCUGAAGAAAUUGGUGUACUAUCCCCAAAUCAGAUGCAAGUUUCUGAACUAUAUGCUGGCGAGGUUGGUUAUCUCUCUGCUUCUAUAAGAUCAGUAGCAGAUGCCAGGGUUGGUGAUACUAUUACACAUUAUUCAAAAAAAGCACAUCAUGCUUUACCAGGAUAUUCUGAAGCCACUCCAAUGGUUUUUUGUGGCUUGUUCCCUAUAGAUGCUGAUCAGUUUGAGGAGUUGCGGGAAGCGCUGGAAAAACUUCAGCUAAAUGAUGCUGCCCUAAAGUUUGAACCAGAAUCUUCUAGUGCCAUGGGGUUUGGCUUCAGAUGUGGGUUCCUUGGUCUUCUCCAUAUGGAAAUAGUUCAGGAAAGGCUUGAGAGGGAAUACAACUUGAACUUAAUAAUUACUGCACCAAGCGUGGUAUACCGUGUGAACUGUGCUGAUGGUGAAACUGUUGAAUGUUCAAAUCCAUCCUUGCUUCCGGAGCCUGGGAAGCGGAGGUCUAUAGAAGAACCAUAUGUGAAGAUUGAAAUGCUUACACCAAAAGAUUAUAUUGGUUCAAUAAUGGAGCUGACUCAAGACAGAAGAGGUGAAUUCAAGGAAAUGAACUUCAUCACAGAAAGCAGGGCCAAACUUAUUUAUGAGCUACCACUAGCAGAGAUGGUUGGCGAUUUCUUUGAUCAACUGAAAUCACGAAGUAAAGGAUAUGCUAGCAUGGAAUAUUCAGUUGUUGGGUACAGAGAAAGCCAACUAGUAAAGCUGGAUAUACAAAUCAACGGGGAUCCUGUUGAGGCGUUGUCAACAAUUGUGCACAGGGAUAAGGCAUAUGCUGUUGGAAGGGCACUUACUCAAAAGCUCAAGGAACUUAUACCUCGGCAAAUGUUUAGAGUUCCUAUUCAAGCAUGUAUUGGCACAAAGGUGAUUGCAAGCGAAGCCCUGUCUGCCAUCAGGAAGGAUGUCUUAUCAAAAUGCUAUGGGGGUGAUAUAUCAAGGAAAAAGAAGUUGCUGAAGAAGCAGGCUGAAGGAAAGAAAAGGAUGAAGGCAAUAGGAAGGGUUGAUGUCCCUCAAGAAGCAUUCAUGGCCGUGUUGAGACUGGAAAAGGAGGUGCUAUGAAAGUGCUCAUGAACCUUUGUGUCUCCGUAAAUUAAAGACCUCUUCCUGUGCGCCACUCACAAGUAUAGUCAGACGAGAGCUUUGAGACAACAGGCAUUCACUAUGGUUCAACCUGUCCGCUCUGGACCAUAGGAACCAGUCAAGCACAGAUCACUCCCAGAACAAAAGCAGGUAAAUCUGGCAUUCGUUCGCUAUUUUUUGCUUUUUUAUGUGUCAGGCUAUGAUGGUAAAACAAUCAUGUCGCCACAGAGUUUUGCCAGGCACAUAUAGGAAAUUCAUAUGUCAAAGUGCAUCAUGUAGUCCAAUUCCUUGUAACGCAUGCUACAGAGACUUGUUUCUACAGUUGAAUAUACCUUGUAAGGCUGGGACCAACAGAUCGUGCAUAUGCAAAACAAGAGGUUUGUAAUAUUUUAUACGGUAGACAGAAUUGUUUAUAAAGUACAAUUUAAAGUAUGAGGUGGGACGGUAGACAGCACUGUUUACAAAGUAAAAUUUAAAGUAUGAGGUGUGAUAGAGAGCUGCUGGAGAUAAACGGUUUCCUGGAGGUAGGCAAAUGUGUCGUUCAACUGCAGCAUCCCUGGCAUACCUUCAGGACGUGAUGUCUACUGCUGUUGAGCUCGCUGCUGAAAGGAGCGGUAACCACCUUGCAGGUUCCUCACGUUCUUGAACCCCUGAACAUCCAUGCGAGCAGACUAGUGUGACCCUCAGUUAAACACACACACACACACACACACAUACAGCUAACUGGAUUGAUGCUAAAGCUCGGAUGGGCUGUGUUUACCGCGUUCAGAAGGUCUGCCGUCGCGAACCUGGAUCUGUUCCCCGUGUUGCAACCCUACACGACAACUCCUUGAUUACAGGCGUAUCUAUCUAUUUAUAGAGUACUAGUACAUUUAUUUAUUUAUUUAUAUGAGUGAAUAGCUACCACAAUGAAGACAUCAUCCUUCCCACAGAAGGCAGCCACUUCCUCUACAAAGUGUGGGUUCUUCUCCUUCCCUACACGGGGACAGAGGCAGCUCAAAUCAAUAACCCCAAUGCCAGUGCCAGCGCCAACGCCAGCGAGCAAGAAACUGACCUUGCGGCGUGACGGACAGGUAGUAGGGAACGUUCCGAGCACCGGGCGCAUGCGCCUUGUGGAAGUCCCCCCGCAUCCUGCACGAAGGAGAACCACCUCGUCCCCGUCAGCGUCAGUUCGUCUGGAAGCUCCAGCACACGCAUAGGCGCGUCCCUGACUGGCUGAGCUCUACGCACCUGACAUCCACGUAGCCAUGGCCGGAGCUCAGCAGCGCGUGCGCUUCGUCAGCGUCGAUGGUAGGGACGGCCUGCUCCUUGUCGCUGCAGUGCACACCAAGACAAGACUGACUCUGGUUAAUCCAGAUGCAUCCGAUCUUCUGCUCUAUGCAUGUAAUGUUACUGUAAGCAACAUCAGAUGCACUCAGAAGCUAUGUUUACCUGCUGGUCACUGCAGACGCCAUUGCUGCAGGGAUGGAUGGAUGGAUGACCUGAGAUGGGACGGACUUGUGAGUAUGUGUGACCUGCCUUCGCGUUUAUACUGGCACGGCAGUUUACCAUCACCAGGAUGCAAGAGUUCUGGCUAUACCUUUUUUUUAUCGGAAUAAUGCUCCAUUCCGUCAGCUUGAUGCUCGUUCUCGCAAAAAAGUCGUCUCUGACCUUCGAUGCUGCGUCGUCACUGCUUAUCUGGCAACAGACCAAUAAUAGCUCCGGGGCAUUUCUUUUUGGACACAAGUGCAGGCGUAAUAAGGAUUGGUUGACUUGAACAGUUAUAUACUCCCUCCAUUCUUUUUUUUAUUUGUCGCAUUUUAGUUGACUUGAACUUGAAAGACCAAUAAUAAGGACUGGUUGCUAUCUAAACCAGACUCAACCAGCAGAGACGCAGCAGUAUCUGUAGAAUUUCAAGAACAGAAUAGCAAACCAUUGACACAGCCAAGCGCAUAGAAAACCACAACCAAAUUCGACGUCAAGAUGGCAUAGGAUGAAAUAUCACUUGUCAGAUUCAGAACGGUAACCAAGGGCAAAUCUUAACACAACUUUGAGAUCCUAGAGCAUAAACCAAAUAUAAGGAGCAUUGUCUCGGCAAAACAGCCAGUACAGUGAUUCCACAUUUCCACUAGAUAAGGCCCCCACAACAUGCCUGACAAGAGCAACUACAGGAAACCCC
Molecule: messenger RNA, 4292 nt
Organism: Zea mays
Lineage: Eukaryota; Viridiplantae; Streptophyta; Magnoliopsida; Poales; Poaceae
Product: translation factor GUF1 homolog, chloroplastic
Exons: 22
Coding region: 95-2113 (672 amino acids)
Biological process (GO): positive regulation of translation
Molecular function (GO): ribosome binding; GTP binding; GTPase activity
Source: RefSeq, a predicted model, not a curated record